Messenger RNA from Galdieria sulphuraria, 883 nucleotides. RefSeq lists its product as uncharacterized. NCBI's taxonomy places the organism in Eukaryota, Rhodophyta, Bangiophyceae, Galdieriales, Galdieriaceae. The transcript has 4 exons. The record is from RefSeq and is a predicted model, not a curated record. The coding region runs from base 41 to 862 and encodes 273 amino acids.
UGUUGUUUUGUGUGAUUGAUUAGGGAAUCUUGGGUAUCUUAUGACUGCUGGAGACUUGUAUCCUCUUCUCGAAUAUUCCAUCACACAAGUGAGUUCUAAUGGGCAGAUUCAUAGUUAUUUUACUACUAGAGAAGCUUUGAUUGAACCUUAUUUGAAAAACUUGAAACAGAGAUCCAGUUGGGAAGUUCUUCAAAUGAAACAAAGCUUUAUACGCUUCUUAGCUUCACAAGAACCUUGUUGUGUAUGGGAAGAAGAGAAUGAGAGCGUAUACAUUUGUAGUGCGGGAUACAAAGCUAUUAUUCUGUCGGAUAAGAUGCUGUUGAUCGAUAGUCCUAGACCCGUGAACCGGAUUCUUCUGGAAGAAGAAGUGCAACGAUGCCCAUGGUUCCAAACUUCUUCGUGGUUAGGCACUAUUGGCUUUUAUAUCCUGUUUCUGAUGAUAUGUUUACCUGAAUAUCGAAGACAAAUAUCUUCUUGUGCACAUAUAGUUGACGCAAUGCAUAGUCCUUGUAAGAGUGUGUAUGUGAAAGCUGUCAACCAUUGUCCUUUAUUGAAACUUGUCCAAAAAGAAUUGGAUAUGCAUUGUAUUCAACUAUCUUUACAAACCAAACACAAUAAUACGAGUUGGCAGAUAAUAAUGGAUGGAAAACAACAACAUUGUUCGUUAUUCAAGCAACUGGAUGAAUUAAGAAAGCGUGUUCGUUGCUAUCAAAAUGGGUUGGAAUCACAAAACCUGGUUCAUCAUCAUCGGAUACUUUGUGAGAAAACAAAACUCAUCGUGUUUAGUUUCUUUUUCAACAUUUUGUUGUGUGCCAUAUUGAUCGGUUCAACGUCGGCCAAUAGUUUUGUGCGAGUGGAAUGAAAGCUUGUUUGUGGUAUAUUG